UCCGUACCAUGAGAGGUAUUAUACCUUACCCUCCGUGACAGGCCAUUGGAGUUGCUUUUGGCGAUUCCUUCCUUAUCUCAUCGCAGAGAGCAUUCCCAUCACCAUCAUCAAUAUCAGAAAACUUUCAUCCUAAUUCCAAUCCCAAGCAAGAAAAAAUGGCUGAUGCUGCUCUUAGUGCUACCAUUCAGGUUGCAUUGCAGACGGUUGUUUCCCUUGCCGGUGACCAUGUUAAUCUGGUUCGUGAAUUCCCAGAGGAGCUGGAGAGAUUCAACCAAUCUGCUGCAAUGAUCCGAGGCUUCUUGGCCGGUGCCGAAAAGGAUAUGCGUAGACCAGGGGUGCAGAAUUGGCUCGAGCAGCUGGAAGAUGAGGUUUUCAAAGCUGACAAUGUGCUGGACAAGCUCAACUAUGAAAUUCUUCGUCGGAAGGUGAAGUAUCAAAAUCAACUCAUGAAAAAGAAGGUACUCUUCUGCUUUUCAUUCUUUAAUAAAAUUGGUUUUCGUUGGAGGUUUGGUUCAAUGAUCAGGAAGAUCAACACGAACCUUGAAAGGAUCCAUGGGCAUGCCAGAGGUUUGGGACUGGAAUGCAAGGGCCAAUCUGAAGAAGCAUCUGGAGCCACAGCAAGCCGACAGACCGACUCUAAGAUUGUUCGAAGUGAUGUCCUAGGAAGAGACGAGGAUGAAUCAGAAAUAGUUAAGAAGUUGUUGACCGAAUCUGAAAGUGAUAGUAUUUCAGUUAUUUCCAUAACUGGCCCGCCAGGAUUAGGAAAAACAACUCUAGCUAAAGCCGUUUUCAACACUCCACAGUUUGAUAAUCAUUUUGACAAAAAAAUUUGGGUUUGUGUGGCUAAAGAAGUUGAAAUCAUGGAGCUCUUCAAAAUGAUUCUAGAAUCGUCAACAAGAAAAAAGGCUGAAGUGGAUAGUAGGGAGGUAAUAGUUGAAGGAAUUGAAACUGAACUUAAGGAAAAAAGAUAUUUGCUUGUUCUUGACGAUUUGUGGAAUUAUCAAGAAGGAUUGCUGAAUGAUUUUUUCACCACUUUGGAGGCACUCAAACCCAAGAAAGGGAGCUGGUGUCUUGUUACUUCUCGUCUCCAAGAAGUGGCAAUUGUUCUGUCUAGACAUCGGUGGAUCAAUUUUACUCGUCAUGACCUAAGAAAGCUAUACGAUGAAGAUUGCUGGUCUAUCGUGAAAAAUUGGGCAACUGUAGGGGAAGAAGUGCCAAAAGAAUUGGAAGCCUUAAGGAAGCAAGUUUUAAGAAGAUGUGACGGUCUACCUCUGGCAGCAACGUUAAUCGGAGGUUUGUUAUCUAAAAAGAGAAAAGAGGAUUGGCUAUCUAUUUUGGAGGAGAGCCUCUUGAAUGGAGAUCAGGGUGGGAUUGAGCAAAUACUUAAGGUGAGUUUUGAUCAUCUGUCACCUGCACCGGUUAAGAAAUGUUUUGCAUAUUGCUCAAUUUUUGAUCAAGAUACUAGAAUGGAACAAGAUCUAUUAGUUGAGCUUUGGAUGGCUGAAGGCUUUCUUCAACCGGAUUCCCAAAAUGAAAGAAUGAUGGAGAAAAUAGGAUAUGAGUAUCUGAGAACUUUGCUGCAAACUUCCUUAUUGGAAGAAGUAAAAGGGAAGUGGGGAACAUGGUAUAAAAUGCAUGAUCUUGUGCAUGAUUUUGCAAAAUCAAUUUUGAAUCGUAACAGCAGCAAUCAGGACCGUUACCUUGCGGUAUACUCACCCGAAAGAAUCAAUGAAAAAGUAUCAGCUUCGCUUCGCACAUUAUUUUUGAAGGGUGGCAUGGCUGAUGAUAUGUUAUCAAAGUUCAAAUACUUGCAUGUCCUAAAAUUGUUUGGAGCAUAUGUCAAAGAGUUGCCGACCUCCAUUGGCAAACUAAUACACUUACACUUACUUGACAUUUCAGGCUCUAGGAUUACAACUUUGCCAGAAUCUCUUUGCAAACUUUACCGUUUGCAAACACUGAGAAUUGGCAAGCUUGAAGAAGGUUUUCCAAACAAGAUGGGCAAUUUGAUUAGCAUGAGACAUCUUCACUAUUUUCAUUAUGAUAAAGGAUGCAAAAUCCAAAUGCCAUCCAGUAUUGGACGAUGGACUUGUCUUCAAACGUUAAAGUUCUUUAACAUAGGUCAUCAAGAGGAUGGUAGUGGUAUCCAAGAGCUUGGGACCUUGCAAGAUCUUAAAGGCUCCUUGGAAAUCAGAAAUCUUGAAUUAGUAAAUGGCAAAGAUGAUGCUAAACGGGCGAAUCUAUCUGAAAAGCAAAAUCUGUAUCGGUUGGUACUUGAGUGGGGCAACAGGGAUCAGGAAAGUGAUAAAUGCGAUGGAGAUGUGUUGGAAGGUCUCGAAGCUCACCCAAAUUUAAAAGAGUUGCAUAUCCGGAAUUUUAGGGGAGAUCGGAUUCCACAAUGGCUUGUGAAAUCAUCAGCAUUAGUGGAAUUGCACUUAAUAAAUUGCAGAGAACUUGCCCUCCCCACACUAGGACAACUGCCGUCCCUCCAACAUCUACAUCUGUGUGGAUUGGAAAACACAUUGUGCAUUGGGCUUUCAUUCUAUGGUAUUAGUGAUGAGGAGGUCGGAGGAUCAGGAGGUUCAGGCACUAUUAGAAGACAAACAUUCUUUCCAGCCCUUAAAAUUCUCUCUCUUGAAAAUAUGAAAAAUUUGGAAGAGUGGAAGGACGCACAUGAAGCGAUGGAUGUGUUUCCCGUGCUGGAAAAGUUGUAUAUUAGGGAUUGCCCCCAAUUGACCACCAUUCCAACUCCAAGUCGUUUCCCAAGUCUUGAUGUAUUGGAAAUCAAAGAGAAUUGCCAUGUUUUGCUGGUAGAAAACGUUCUGAGAAGUAUAGCCAAUCUCUCAUCCCUUAAAUUAAGAGGUGGUCGUCAACGCAUGGUGUCUCUUAAUUCAGUGAUACGAUCAGAGAGCAGUUUGAGUAUUGAUGGCUGUGACAGUCUACCCACUGACAUGCUCGAGCGACUCUGCCUUUUUCCAAUUCUUCAACGUGUAGAAUUGAGGCGUUGCCCUAAUAUAACAACAUUAAGAGGAAUGAGUUGCACUGCUUGUCUUAAGAGAUUGCUAGUCAUUGAUUGUGUGAAUUUACGGAAUGAGUUGCCAGAAGAUCUUUAUCAAUUUGAAGCUUUAGAGCACUUGGAGAUAACGGGUUGCCCGAAAAUUGAUUCAUUUGGAUCAAAUCCUAAUAAAGGACAGAAAAGCCUCCUUAAGUCUCUUGAGCAAAUUUUUAUUGUUGAAUGCGAUGGAUUAACAAGAUUACCGGUGGAAAUGUUCGAGUCGUGUACGUCUCUCCGAAAGCUGGGGUUGUUCAAUUGUCCCAAUCUGGUCUCCUUUCCCCUUGAUUUGCGACGAACCCCUUCUCUCGAGAGGUUCUCGAUACAGGAGUGUCACAAAUUGAUUACCGAGAUGCCUAGUGGAUUUGGCUAUCUUACUAGCUUAAGGAAAGUGGAGAUUGGUCCCGUCUCAGAUUACUCUGUAAUGGAAUUUGAUUGGGCUGGAUUAGCAUCUUCAUCGACACUCCAGCACGUGAAUUUAAGAGGGAUGCGUGACACGAAAUCUCUGCCACAUCAGCUUCAACACUUGACUAACAUCACAUCACUACGUCUACAACACUUCGGAGCAAUCGAAGCCUUACCAGAUUGGCUUGGGAACCUUGCGUCUCUUGAAGAACUAUUUCUAUGGAAUUGCAAAAAGCUUGAAUAUUUACCCUCUAUAGCUGUCAUGGAACGCCUCAAAUUAAAACGUUUGGAAAUUGGUUAUUGUCCUCUAUUAGGCGAAAGAUGCACUCCUCAAAGCGGCUCCGAGUGGACCAAGAUCUCUAAUAUUCCAGAGCGUAUAAGAAAUUAUAAGUCUUUCUGAGCCAUCCGGUAAGAUUUCACCUCAAAAUUUUAAUUAAUUGCUUCUCAUUAUUUGAUAUCGUUGUUCUUCACCAUCUUAUUCUAUCCAUAUUUGUCCCUUACUCUUUUUCUCUAUAACUCUCUGUUUCUCUAUUUAUAAACCGGUGAAGAUAACUUUCUCGUUCAAUUUAUAAACUAAUUCUUGUCAUUAACAAAGUAGAGUUACGAUCAAAUUGAAAGACAAUAAAAAUUGUGGAUUUCAUCUACUUUCUAAACCAUCGAAAAGAUUGAUAAGCAUGGUAAAAUUCACUACUCUCUAUGAACUUGGUACUGAUUAUUUUGUUCACGAAAUUCACUUUUUUUUUUUUUUUUGACACUGAUAUUUUCCAAACAACAUUAAAACCAAUAAAAUAGCAAUUUUGGGAGAACGUUACAAUUUUUGUUUUUACCGCUGGCAUUUAAUGGAUGGAUAUGUUCUUAAUCUUCACUGUUAUCUCCUCUGUAGGACUCUGCGUUAUGAUUGCCAUAAUGUCGAUCAAGUUGAAAUUGUUUGCAGAGGAACUAGGGCAACAACUGUCAGUGACACAGAAAGCAGUCAUAGUGCCGAAACAUUGCAAAAGGCUCAAAAGUGUGCUCAAGGCAGAGUCAGCCUGGAACCUCUAAAGCAUCUUAUUACACUGUUCGUAUUCUCCAACUGAAACAUUAGGCUGUGGUUUCCAAUCUUUUUUGAAGAAAGAUGAGGAGGAAGCAGAAAUCAUGCUUUUUGGACAAAGAACACCAAGGUUCCCGUGUUGUUCUUAUGAGAAUGUCAGGAGGGAGAAGUUAUUUUCACUUAUCAGUCAAGUUUUGAAGAUUGAAGGUAGUUAUUUGUGAUUUUCCCACCAGAAUGCCAUAUAUUGCUCGGAAUGUGGAAAUAAAGGCUUGUAGAAAGUAGUCUGGAUGGAGAAGAAUUAGAGGGGAGCAUGAUAGCUGGUACUAGAGAGCUAUCAAGGUACAAGACUUGCUUGAAAAAACUGGACUUGCUGAUACUUCAGUUCCAGAGGUGAGAAGAUUUGAUGGAAAGAAGUUAGACAUUGUAGACAGCAUUGACGAUCAUUUGGACGACAUAAACGACGCAUGUGAUUGCAGUGUCAAUCAUUCAUUUGGGUGGAAACCGUUAAAAGAUUUGGUGCUGCAAUUGCAGAUGCAAGAAUUCCUACGUCCUCAUUCAAAGGUUCCCGCCAGAUCUUGCAAGGCCUUUGUCAAUUGGACAACAGGUUAACCUUUCCACUCGAGAACAAGAGAGACUCAUGGUAGAGCUGUGCUAACGGUUAGCCAUUCUAGUGCAUAGAAUGCAGAAAUGAAGGCAAUGAUUUGGCUAUAUCUGAGCUUUGUGAAGACCAAUGAAGGCAGUAAAUCAAUAGUAAAUGUUACACAAGGAAGUUCUUCAAAGUGGUUCAUUCCACCAGAUAGAGUUGGCAUGUCUUUCACAUACACAUGGAAAGUGCCUGAGAAGUUUUCAUGAGAAGGUUUCUUCUAAUUUGAUUUGCUUCAGACAGAGGAAAGCAUAUCAAGGAACCAAUUUGCUGCUGAGACUAGUAGCCAAUUUGGUUGAUCUUGGUUCCAUUAUAAGCUCUCUGGAUUCCUCUACUUGUCAAUCGCAUGAACAUAGAUCUCAUAUCAUUGGAAGCAUUGAAAGUGAGAGGAUGAGAAGGCAAGAGCAUUGGAAGCUAGUUGUUGGAUUGAAGGCGUGAAAAAUUCCUUCAAUUCACAUUUCCAUUAUUUGUUACUAUACUAAAGUUUUGCUCUAUAGUACUGUAUCCCAAAACUUCAAUUUAACUAUACUAAAAGUGUCGCACACAUGGCUGGCUA
Molecule: messenger RNA, 5683 nt
Organism: Coffea arabica (coffee)
Lineage: Eukaryota; Viridiplantae; Streptophyta; Magnoliopsida; Gentianales; Rubiaceae
Source: RefSeq, a predicted model, not a curated record